GAUUGAAUUCAAAAUUUACCGAGUAAAUUCGACGAAUAUGUGAUUAUACACUUUUUUAAUUAUGGCUCAUACGUUAGAGACAAAAAUUUCGUCUCCAAGCACUAUCAUUAAAAUCAUAACUGAUGUAUCGUCGGGUUCAGAAAGAAAUAGUCACGACGUCAACGACACUUCCAAAGAACUUGAAAAAGGUGAUCGUGAACAUAAAGAAUCCAGUUCAACCCAAACCAGUUCUUCCUCCAGUCUAUUACAUAAAAAAAAAUCACAUUGUUAUUAUGUUCCUAAUAGGAUUUAUAAACCUCCAAAUAAUUACGCUUACGCAUUGCUCAAUCGACCAAAAAGAAAUUCCAAUACAACUACCCAAAAAAUUAUAUCUGCCAAAUUUCUUAGGGUAAAACAAUUACAAAAUGAAAUUACCGAAGCUCAAAAAAAAAUUUCAGAUUUACAAGAAGAAAAUCGAACUCUAAGAAAUAUUCAAAUAAGACAAGAUUCAGCUCUGAGAAAAUAUCAAUCCCAAGAAUCGCAUUUACCUCAAUUAAUGAAAUCUCACGAAGAAGAACUACGUGUGCUCACUAUAAAACAUAAAAAAUUACGAAGCGCUUAUAAUGAACUGGAAUCACGCCACAAUAAGCAGUGUACAGAGUUAAUGAAUAUGAAAGAUCGUCAUAAACAUUUGCUUCAAAUUUCUCAAGACAAGCAUUUACUUCAAAGAGAACAACUGGCGAAACAAAUUGAGGAAAUGAAAACUGUGAUGAACGAUUUGAAGAAUAAAAUUAAGCUGCAGUCGCGUCGACUCGACUUGGAAGCAAAAAAUUUCAGAUAUCAACUUUCUCUUGAGGCUGGUAAACAGAAAACUUUGCGGGAACAAUUAAAACAGACUCAAGAUACAGUACAAAAGUUACAAGUAGAAAUUAAAGAUAAAGAAAGGUACAUGGCCAAUUGUAAAAUUAAUCAACAAAUUUUAAAUAAAAUGAAUCAAUUACGACUGAAAAUGCCUGCGAACAGUGGAAAAACAAUCUCCAGAAUUUGCUCAACUUUUGGAGAAAAUCGAAGUAACGGAGUUUCAUCUAGCGAUGAUAAACACCUGAACGAGAAUUUUUCAAGCGACAGUGCUCAUAAAGAAUCAACAUUCAAGACAUCUGAUGAUUCAGAUGAUGAUUUAGUAUCGAAACCAAAUUUCAUCGACAAAUUAAAUGACGAAAAAGAAAGAAAACCUUACAGUUUUGAAAGUGGCAGCUUACCUUCCAUAAAUCAGAGUAAUUUUUAUUCAGCAGACACUAAAUCAAAUUUAUCAGAAACUGCUGUAAAAAGUCCGUUCAGUUCGUACUUCGAUUUGGAUUAUUUACCUAAAUCAAAUCAAAAUUUUAAGAACGUAGAAAUUCCGAUUAAAAAUAAUUCCGAUGAUAACAACAACGUUAAACUUCGCCUUUCAUUUGACAACGGAACACCAAGUAGACUGGAGCAGAGAAGGAAACUAAGCAGUGCCGAAAAUAACUUUCCGAAUGAAUUUCAAAAAGAAGAUAAUUUUGAGCUGUAUGACGCUAGUACCGAAAAAAGCGAUGAACUUAAAGAUUUGGAUGAAACGGUGUCCUGGUUGGAGUUUCAUGAAAAAUUUAAUCAUGAAAACGAAUAUGUUGAAACGAAAGUAGAGUUGCGAAAAAAAAGCGUCAAUAAGGAAAUCAAAGUAAUUAACGAUGAUAAUCUACCUUACGAUAAAAAAUCAGCUUUGUUAUCGGCGCUUCGAGAAAUUGAUUUGGAAAAUAAUGACAAAAUUUUGAAUACACUGACAUCACCUAGAAAUGUAAGUAAAUCCGAGGAAAAACCUGAUCAAAAAAUUACCAAAAAUGAUAAAUUUAAGUCUAAUUCAAUGUCGUUAAAAAAUUCUAUUUAAUUUUCUUUUUUUUUCUUUUUUUCUAUUUUUGUAAGGAUAUUAUUAUUUCGUAAUUUAUACCCAUUUCUAAAUUUGCAUUCAUGUGAUCAACAUUUUUAAAACAAAUAAAUACCUACCUAUAAUAAAAUGUGUAACCUAUAGUAUAAAACUUGUUAUUUUCCAUGAGAAAACGAAUAGUUUGAAAUUCUAAUGGUAAAUGAAUGAAAUUUAAAUAAAAACAUGUAUUAUUUGAAAACUUAGUAAAAUUCGAUAGCGUACAAUUAACAUAUAAAAAGAUAUUGUGGUAACAUACAUCUUUAUAUUACAAAAAUUACAUUUGGAAGUCAUUUUUGAAAAAUUUAGAAGUUGUUCUUGGAUAACUUUCAAACACGACAAGUUCGAUCUUCGAUCAAACGUAUUAAAUUUCUCCCAUCGCUACGAUAAUAUUAGACAAAGCGGUUCUCGCGUCGCUCUCUUGAAAUACUUCUAAUACUUCCAUAGCUCGUUGAGAAUGUUCUUUUUGUAA
This is a messenger RNA of Planococcus citri (citrus mealybug), 2393 nucleotides long. Its product is annotated as lebercilin. NCBI's taxonomy places the organism in Eukaryota, Metazoa, Arthropoda, Insecta, Hemiptera, Pseudococcidae. Gene Ontology annotation, cellular component: axoneme. The record is from RefSeq and is a predicted model, not a curated record. Bases 62 to 1888 code for a protein of 608 amino acids. The transcript is spliced from 9 exons. Gene Ontology annotation, biological process: intraciliary transport.